CCAGCCUAGAAUGAUAUAGCCAAAGUUCUAUGCAAAAUCAUUUAUACAAAAAUUGGUAAAAUUCCAAUUUCUCAAACAACGGAAAGAUAAAACUCCAAAAUUUAGAUAUGGUGAAGAAUCACUUUGUGUUGAUUCAUGGAGCUGGCUAUGGUGCAUGGUGUUGGUACAAAGUUUCAACUCUUCUAAAAUCAGUUGGUCAUGAUGUUACAUCUUUGGACUUGGCUGCUUCUGGCAUCAACACAAAGCAAGUCCAAGAUAUUUCUUCAAUAUUGGAUUACAAUGAACCUUUGAUGACAUUCAUGGAGUCUCUUCCUUCAGAUGAAAAAGUGAUUCUUGUUGGUCACAGUUUUGGUGGAAUCAACAUUUCCAUGGCCAUGGAAAGGUUCCCUCACAAAAUCUCUGUUGCAGUUUUUGUUGCUGCUUUUGUUAUAAGUGAAGAUCUCACUUACCCCCAUAUUGUUCAAGAGCUUGUGAGAAGAAGAGAUGGAAAAAAGGAUUGGUCGAUGGACACAAAACGUUUGUUCUUUAAUGGAAAUAAUAACCCUCCAACAGCUUUACUAUUUGGACCCAAAUAUAUGGAAUCUCAAAUGUUCCAAUUAUCACCACUUGAGGAUUUGACGCUUUCAUUAUCGUUGGUAAGACCUUUUCCUCUCUUCAACAAUGAAGAAUUAUUUGCGAAAGAAUCAAAAGUUAGCAAGGACAAAAAUGGAAGUGUGGCUAAAGUGUUCAUUAUCACCAAAGAAGACAUAUCAUUGAUAGAUGAUUUACAAAUGUGGAUGAUUGAGAGAAGUGGUCCAUAUGUUGAAGUGAGUGUGAUAAAUGAUUCGGAUCAUAUGGCCAUGUUUUCCAAACCAAAAGAACUUAGCUCUCUGUUACAACAGAUUGCAGACAAAUAUUAAUUUUUAUAUUUUUGUGUGUAGUUUUAACUUUUUUAUUCGAAAAAGAUAAUAUUAUCAUCCAUAAAUGGGAGUUCAAAUUUGCAAUAUUCUAUUUGAACCAA
Vicia villosa (hairy vetch) is the source of this 1000-nucleotide messenger RNA. Its product is annotated as methyl jasmonate esterase 1-like. Bases 108 to 899 code for a protein of 263 amino acids. Lineage: Eukaryota; Viridiplantae; Streptophyta; Magnoliopsida; Fabales; Fabaceae. Gene Ontology annotation, biological process: salicylic acid metabolic process; jasmonic acid metabolic process. Gene Ontology annotation, molecular function: methyl indole-3-acetate esterase activity; methyl jasmonate esterase activity; methyl salicylate esterase activity. The record is from RefSeq and is a predicted model, not a curated record. The transcript has 3 exons.